Molecule: messenger RNA, 507 nt
Organism: Ambispora leptoticha
Lineage: Eukaryota; Fungi; Glomeromycota; Glomeromycetes; Archaeosporales; Ambisporaceae
Source: the annotation of a GenBank genome assembly
GCGAGUUUAUUAGAAAGAAAACCUGACGAAUUUCCUUAUGUUUCUCUUCCAAAUUACGAACAUCUUUUUGAAUUCAUGAAGAAGGUUUUUCCACCAACGAUUGAUAGUAGUGGUAGAGUAACGGGCUUGGAGUAUAGAGACUACUUGGACAAACCCGACGAUGACUCCUACUUAAAACCUAGUAGUGGAAAAAAAGCCGCAUAUGUUGUAAAUAAUGAAGGGAAGCCAGGCUUUGAUAGUCGGUUGCAAGGUCAAAUGACACCAAGCAAGAUUAUUGAUAUCUCGGAAAACGAAGUUCUGCGAGUUGAAAGUGACAUUGAACAGGUUAGAAAGCAAAUUAGUGGUAUUUCUAGUGAUAAUGCUACUUUGCAGUUGGAAAUCGAUGCUCUUGAAGAUUACAUUAACUUGCUAAAAAGUAUGGGGGAGGAUGAAGAUAAGCCUAUAGAUACAAACAAAAGUGAUUUUGAAACCGUUUACAAUGAGAAAGAUAAGCAAGAUGGAAAAUGA